AUGUACAGUCGGUUCCGGGCUCGCUCCUCCCCUAACCCAGCUGUGCAGAUGCCACCGGUCACAGUGGCUCCCAGUGACCUGCCUCUUAUACGCGACGGUCACAUGACCAAGCACCGCCCCCAGCAGGAGGUUAUGCAAGACACACGCACACAACGAGCGUUCUACAGUCAUGGAUACAGUGUUACUGUUUGCCCUGGGUUCACCCAGUGCAGGGAUUCCGUGGGAUUCCAUGAGUUCUGCGAGCUCUUCUACUGCAGCAGAACACAGUAUCACCGCUUGCCACUAAAUCUAAAGUAUUGA
Molecule: messenger RNA, 300 nt
Organism: Pelobates cultripes (western spadefoot toad)
Lineage: Eukaryota; Metazoa; Chordata; Amphibia; Anura; Pelobatidae
Source: the annotation of a GenBank genome assembly